UAUAAAAAGAGUGCCUGCGUGCGUCAGAUAGUUUUUUCUCCAAUGGGUAAAGGUGACUAAGUACUUGUUGUGUGUGUGUGUCUUCUUUUUCUCAGCCGGCCCAGCGGUAUAGUCGCAUCCUUUAUCAGGAAAGGAAAAAGAGGAGGAAAGGAAGAAAAAGAGAGAUGAUGCACGACUCUGGAGGUGUCCAGAUGGCGAGGGCUCUGAAGCACUCAGCCCUGUGUCUGAUGCUCCUUCCUCGGUUCCUCCUGGCUGCAGUCAUGCUCUGGCUCUUGGAUUUCUUAUGCAUUAGGAAAAAAGUGUUUCUGAAAAUGGGUGAAAAGCAGCAGGACAGUCCGGACGACCCUCCGGUGUGCGUCUCCGACUCCAACAAGAUGUUCACCUUGGAGUCCCUCAGAGCCGUGUGGUACGGACAGAAACUGGACUUUCUCAAAUCGGCGCACCUCGGACGCGCGGCUCCAAACACCGAGGUGAUGCUGGUGCAAGAGCGACGACAGGUCCGGCUCUUGGACUGCAUGAGAGACAAACGACCGCUCAUCCUCAACUUCGGCAGCUGCUCCUGACCGCCGUUCAUGACGCGUCUGACGGCGUUCCAGCGCGUCGUGAGCCAGUACGCGGACAUUGCGGACUUCUUAGUUGUGUACAUCGAGGAGGCGCAUCCGUCGGACGGCUGGGUGAGCUCCGACGCGCCGUACCAGAUCCCCAAGCACCGCUGCCUGGAGGAUAGACUCCGAGCCGCGCAGCUGAUGCUCGCAGAGGCGCCUGGUAGCAAAGUGGUGGUGGAUAAUAUGGAGAACUCGUCCAACGCGGCGUACGGAGCCUACUUCGAGAGACUUUACAUCGUGAUGGACGAGAGAGUGGUGUACCAGGGUGGUAGAGGUCCGGAAGGAUACCGGAUCUCCGAGCUCAGGAACUGGCUGCAGCAAUACAGACAUGAGAUGGUACAUUCCCAAGCAGCGGUGCUCCAAGUGUAGUUUAUAAAAAAGAGAUGCUCUUCUGCUCCAUCAUUCUGCUUCAUAAGUGUCCAAAACUCACAAAAUAUUCAGAUGCUGCUACUAUAUAUAUCAAGAUGUUUUCACACACAUGGCACAUUAUAUUGUUUUUUUCUUCUUGUGUAAAAGAUAUUCAGGACUCUUUGACAAAAUAGCCUAUAUAAUAUGUCAUGUUCAAAGCCUAUAAAUAUUUAUAGGCUGUAUAUAUAGGCUGGUUAUAUUGUGCUUGUCUUUGAACUCAAUUGCUAAUAGAUUGUUUUUUGUUUUUUUUGUAUGGAAAAAGUCUUGAAUCAGGUGAAACUGGAUUCUAUUAGUGAUCACUCUAUUUUUCUACAAUGUGUGUGUGUGUAAGUGAGUGUGUGUGUGAGUGUAUGUGUGUGAGAGUGUGAGUGUGUGGUGCGUUCAGGCUCCAUGUCUCACUCCGGUGUUACUGUGAAGUUCGGUUUUUAAAAGGCUAAACGCCAGAAAACCGACACUGAUGUUUUUUGACACCGGGAUGUGGGUUCCAUGUUAGCGGGAUGCCUUCCUCGAUGAUCGAUUGCCAAACCGAUGUGUGUAAUAUGUUGAAACGAUGUAAAACUGAACAAAAAUGUUUUUAAUAAAUAUCAGAUCACACGUGGA
This is a messenger RNA of Sebastes umbrosus (honeycomb rockfish), 1613 nucleotides long. Its product is annotated as thyroxine 5-deiodinase-like. Lineage: Eukaryota; Metazoa; Chordata; Actinopteri; Perciformes; Sebastidae. The record is from RefSeq and is a predicted model, not a curated record. The transcript has a single exon. Gene Ontology annotation, molecular function: thyroxine 5'-deiodinase activity.